Colletotrichum gloeosporioides is the source of this 2082-nucleotide messenger RNA. RefSeq lists its product as uncharacterized. Gene Ontology annotation, molecular function: DNA binding; DNA-binding transcription factor activity, RNA polymerase II-specific; zinc ion binding. The transcript is spliced from 4 exons. Gene Ontology annotation, cellular component: nucleus. NCBI's taxonomy places the organism in Eukaryota, Fungi, Ascomycota, Sordariomycetes, Glomerellales, Glomerellaceae. The coding region runs from base 1 to 2082 and encodes 693 amino acids. Gene Ontology annotation, biological process: regulation of DNA-templated transcription; DNA-templated transcription. The record is from RefSeq and is a predicted model, not a curated record.
AUGUCUAUGGUCACGCCCAGUUCGCCGAAUACUCGCCGAAGAAAUGGACGACCGCACGCCUGCGGCCCAUGUCAUCGGCGCAAGGUUGCCUGCGACCGCGCUCGCCCGGUCUGCAGCAGCUGUCGCAGACGGAGAAGGCCGGGAGAGCCGUGUGAGUAUGAGACCGAGGAUUCCGAGCUGCCUGCGUCGACAAGUCGGCAGCGGGCAGGACGAAAAACGAGGAGUGCCUCUCCUACCUCUGCCAGUCCCGAAACCCAGACCCGCCAUCGCUCCACCAUCGGAACUCGGGAUCGAUCUGAGCAGGAACGUAAUAGUCCUGAUGUGAACAGUCCAGUCGAUGCGCAGUCCCCUGGUUUCCUUGGAUUUACUUCCUACCUCGGCAUCUACGAAGAAACGCGGGACGCUCUGUCGCCUUUCCAACCCCAACUUACAAGCAGAGCACGCAGAAGCGGUAUCAACACAGCCAACACAGAACCAGAACACAAACGCGUGUCAGAUGCAGUUCUAAAGACAUGCGUUUCUGUUCUUCAGAGUAUCCCUCGAAGAGAGGAUGCACAAGUUCUAUUCGGCUCCCACUUCAACGAGUGUGACAUUGCUUUCCAGCUAAUUGCGCCACGCGCCCUCGACCGCUUUUAUCACCACUAUGGCAGGCUAUUUGAGACGAUGGAUCACAACGCAGCGAAGCUGUCUGACUUGGCAGAGACAAUUUGCAUAAACACGUCAAAAGUCUUCGUGGAAGACGAGCCGGACGGCAACCGCUACAUCGACCAGUUUUCAGGAGAAAAUACUCGCUGGGAGACUCUGGGCUUGCUGUUCGCGUACUGGUUUCUUGGUUCGCGGGGAGUCAAGAACACACCACAGACAGUGAAGUCUGCAGUAGCCUUGAGGAAAUGUCUCAACGAUUGCGUUCUGCUCGCCAGAGCCACGGCCUCGAAGGCAGGAAAUACGUUGUCGGUCUAUCUCCAUUACAAGCGGGGAAUCGUUGACUCUGUCGCUGAUGGCGAUGCCAGUCUUUCGUGCUGGCAAUCCCACGGAGAAUGUGUGACUCUCUUGACAUCUCUCGGGCUUCACAUCGACGACAGCGCGCCAAACCAGCCAUACGUGCCAACCCUCGCGUCAGAACUGCGGCGAAGGUUGUUUGGCCACGUCUUUCACAGCGACAAAGCAGGGUCUACCUUCACUGGUCGUCCGCCUCUUCUCUGCGGCAAGUUUACCUCGACACCCUUGCCACUUGCUCUCAGGGACGAGGACUUGUUGGCAGACGAGGAUACCCGAAAAGUGGCGGCAGCGGCCCUUGACAGCCAUGGGUGGAAUAGAGACGGCACUCUUCCGCCCGUCGGUAACCUGCGCGCCCGUGUGUGCUUCUCCAUGAUCCGUGACGACAUAUUUGAGAUCGCUCUGGCAGUCAGACCCGUCGCAGUUCCAGCGCUACAAACUCUCAUGGGCAUCAAAGAGCGACAGCUGCAGGCUUAUGCUCAGCUGCCGUCAGCGAUGCGUUUGAACACCGCGGAGGUGAAGAAUUCGACGCUGAACGACGGUACGCUUUACACGCUGAUGGUUGUGCACCUGGAGCACCUGCAAAAUCUGUUCUUCGUUGAACAGCUGCUCUUUCGUGGGGGCCAUACAAACAACGAUGACCUGUUGCGAGUUAGCUUCGAGAUGGUGUCAACUGCCGUCAUGUUCUGGACCAACAUGGAUCGGUUUACCCCGUUGCAUUGGGACUUCAUGUGGCUGGUAAUGGCGUACGCCGCUCCGGGCGGAGGUGUUCUUUGUCUAGAGCUUCUCCGGCCUACACCCACCGGCGACCCUCAAAGCCCCAAACCCUCCCGCUCCAAUAUCAUUCAACAGCUCAGUCUGCUGGUUGGUUUCCUGUCCUGGGUCAAGCCCUCCGCUCCGAAUGCAGACCUCUGCGCCGACUGCAAAGUCGUGAUCCAGCACGUACUCGACCACGCACUGAAUGACACAGGCGGCGUUAGCAACGCUCUUCCCGUAGACAUCUCUAGCUGGGAUGUGUCCGCGCAGCUGGACUUCAACUUUGAUCUCAUGGACACAUUUGACUGGCUGCGACCGGAUUUUACUUGA